CAUUGUUUACGUCAAACGUGUGGACACUCGUCAAGUGAAUGGAUUUUGAUGCAGAUUGUGAUUGAGGGUAGAGAUGCGACGACUGGGUUCUGUGCAGCAGAAAAUCCCCUGUGCAUUUUUAACCGAAGUCAAGGAUGAACCAGCAACGAAACGCGGUAACCAGCAAUUCAGAGUUUUGGCAAGUGAAAAACUUAACCCAAAGUUCCUGGAAUUAGACAUCGAAAGUGCAAUUCCCACUGAAAAACUAGAUGGGACAUGCUGUUAUGUAUCCAUGUACAAAGGAAAGCCUUACCUUUGGGCCAGACUGGAUAGAAAACCAAAUAAAGCAGCUGACCGAAAAUUCAAAAAAUUUUUACUUUCUAAAAAAGACACUACAGCGUUUGUGUGGAACCUGCAAGAAGAUUUUAAAAGUGUCCCAGAAUCCUGGGUCGCUGCUCAUGGUGUUCAGAAUGACAAUGGGCAACUGCAGCCUGAUGACAAUGGCCAUAUUCUAGGCUGGGUUCCAGUAGAAGAAAACAACAAGCAAUACUGUUGGCAUACGUCUGUUGUGAAUUAUGAAAUUGGAGCUGCACUCAUUUUAAGACCAUGUAUGGAUGAUCACGAUGUAUUAGAAAUUGCAGCAGUUCUACUGUCUGAGCUUGUUGGUCAUACUUUAGAAUUGAUUGGCACAAAUGUCAACGCUAAUCCAUAUGGUUUGGGCAACAAAAUGCAACCAAUUCAUCUUCUUGUUCCUCAUGGAGUCCUACAAAUAAAAAAUACCCCCUCUUUCAGUUAUCAUAAUUUAGUGCAGUGGUUUGAAGAAUGUGAAAUGGCAAAGGUAGAAGGUAUUGUUUGGCACUGCUCUGAUGGAAGCCUGUUCAAGCUUCAUCGCCACCACUUAAAUCUGCAGUGGCCUCUUGUGAACACAUUCCUGAGUUCAAGACCCGUUGUCAUCACUGUUGAUCUGACACAGUUUAAUUCUGAAUUUGCACCAAAAUCCUUAUUUUUAUUAUUUUCAAAGGUAAACAAAAAAAAAUUUGACCACUUAAAAGGCAUUUGUUUUAGUGGGUAAGGACUCAAAUUCUAAAACUCAACCUAAUUUAAUAUACUCCAGAAAAUGUAUUUGACAUUCAAUAUGAAUCUUCAGACUUUGGACAACCUUCUUAUACCCUACAGUAUAUAUAUCAUUGUAAAUAAUAAACUUAUUCUGCACAGA
Molecule: messenger RNA, 1195 nt
Organism: Polypterus senegalus (gray bichir)
Lineage: Eukaryota; Metazoa; Chordata; Cladistia; Polypteriformes; Polypteridae
Gene: rlig1
Product: chromosome 8 C12orf29 homolog
Exons: 7
Coding region: 74-1051 (325 amino acids)
Biological process (GO): response to reactive oxygen species
Molecular function (GO): RNA ligase (ATP) activity
Source: RefSeq, a predicted model, not a curated record